CCGACGUAAAUUCCCGGCCCUGGCAGUUUCCAUGGUUUCUGGGGUCACGUGUAACUGGGGUUGUUGAGUGGUGAGGCUCUUGUGAAAGAUGCUGCGAAUUAUACUCUGCCAUUGAAAACUGGUAAGGAAUGGGGUGGGAAGUACCAUGAUACUUAAAACUCAGCAAAGCGGCAUCCCCCAUGCAAUAUAUUAGGGUCAACUCAGUUUCCAUGUGCAGUAACUAUUUGAGACGGCUCAGCAUUAAGUUACUGUUGCUUUCUAUUGAUUCAUACACAUACACAUUGUAUCUAUAGAUAUUUUGUGUGUAGUAAUUCCCUGUGCAUCGCAGCAUAGGAAUGAGCAUUAAAAUCCCAGCUGGGCUGACAGACUUGCUGCAGAGCUUCACUGUGGAGGUGCUGAGGAAGCAACCGGCCGAUCUGGUCGAGUUCGCCGUGCAGUACUUCAGCAAACUGCAGGCGAGCCAGAAGCUGCCAUUCGGCAAUGAGAAGAGCGGCAGCGGCGCUUUCCGAGCCACCAAGGCGGUUAACUUCGCCGAUGAGCCCAUGCAAACCGACUCGGAGAACGGCGGGGAGGACGACGAAGACGAAGAGUUUGAAGCUCCGGUGAUAAACAGAUUUACUCGACGAGUGUCUGUAUGUGCAGAAGCUUUCAACCCUGAUGAGGAAGAGGAGGACACAGAGCCUCGGGUUGUCCAUCCCAAAACAGAUGAGCAAAGAAGAAGAUUGCAAGAUGCUUGUCAAGACAUUCUUCUCUUUAAGAAUUUAGACCAGGAACAAAUGUUUCAGCUGUUGGAUGCCAUGUUUGAAAUGCAUGUCAAAAUUGGUGAACAUGUCAUUGAUCAAGGGGAUGAUGGUGAUAACUUCUAUGUUAUUGAAAGGGGAAAAUAUGAUAUAUUUGUCAAUUUGGAUGGAUUGCAAAGGUGUGUCGGGGUCUAUGAUAAUCGUGGUAGCUUUGGUGAGCUGGCAUUGAUGUAUAAUACUCCCAGAGCAGCUACCAUUAUUGCUACCUCCAAUGGAGCACUAUGGGGUCUGGACAGAGCAACUUUUCGUAGAAUUAUUCUCAAAAACAAUGCGAGAAAGAGGAGAUUGUAUGAAGAAUUUGUCAAGUCACUGCCACUUCUAAAAUCACUAGAAUUAGGAGAACGAAUGAAGGUAGUUGAUGUAUUUGGAACCAAAACGUAUAAGGAUGAAGAACGAAUAAUUGCUCAGGGAGAGAAAGCUGAUUGUUUUUAUAUUGUAGAAUCUGGAGAGGUUCGGAUAACAAUGAAGCACAAGGCCAAACCCGAUGCAAAUGGUGGAGUGGAAAUAGCUCGCUGUUCAAGAGGGCAGUAUUUUGGAGAACUUGCUCUGGUUGCAAAUCAGCCCCGUGCAGCUUCUGCAUAUGCUGUAGGAAAUGUGAAAUGUUUAGUUAUGGAUGUGCAAGCUUUUGAGCGACUGCUUGGUCCUUGUAUGGAUAUUAUGAAGAGAAACAUUGCAAAUUAUGAGGAGCAACUAGUGGACCUUUUUGGAACAAAUAUGGAUCUCUCUGAUUCAGCUGUAUGAACAAGUAAUUCAAGGACACCAUCAUGAUACAUCACUGUGGAAAAAAGUGGAUUCCCCACUGAAAAGUGCAUUUGAAUUGUAUAGAAGGAAAGCAUUUUUGUAGCUAUUCUGUUUACUUAUUUUCUAACCAAAAACAGAAUUAACACAAUUGCAAUAUAGUGAUAACCUAGAAUCUAGCUUUUUCUGAAACAAACAGGUAAUUAAAUAAUAGAUAAAUAUUUGACUAAAAAUGUGAAGUGUGAGUCAAUAUCUGCAUUUGUUUAUUCAAUAAAAUAUUUGCUCAGCAAAGGAUCUAAGAAAGGAUAAGAAUUUUUGACUUCAAAGAUUGUUUAUUGUGCACACAGUGCAUUUUAACUUGAGUACAAGUUAGUUAAAAAACCUUAUUUGACAGCUUGUGACCUGAUUACAUUGAGAUAUCCCAGUAAAUAUACAGGAAAUGUAUAGCAGAUUUAAGAAAAUGUCAUUGUUUGAUACAGAAUUCUGCAUCAUUUUCAUCUUGUAAGUUUAAUUUUCAUGCAGAAAUAUUUGAAUAUUUUGUGAAUAAGAUUUAUUUAUAAAUUUUGUUUCAAUUCUGUCAUGGAUCAUUAUGGAAUGAAAAUUCAAAAAUGUAAACUAUUGGAACAUCUUUCACCAAAGAAAAGUGUGUAUGGUGAGGUAUAAUUUAAAAAAAAAAGUAUUUAUUUCUAAACUCAAUUUUAUAGAGAAGUCUGUUAACAAAUUUACAUUUUCCCUGUUUUGUGAAGUCUCCCGCUUUUGUAUGCAGGACUUGCUGGAACAAUAACUAAGUAGAGCCCUUGUGAUGUGCUUUGAAUCUGAUUAUGUGAUAGAAAGUGCAUUGAGUUAGGAUGUGCUAAUUGAAUAAUUAUCAUGCAAGUAUUUACUAUUACAACUGACCCAGUGGCCUGUUAACCCAUUUGAUCUGUGGCCUUGAGUUUUAAUGCCAGCCUUUGCCACUGCAUGGGGAAAGGAAGUUGUACGUUCUAAAAUCUUUCACCUUCAUGCUUUGCACAUUGCAAACCUUUCACUUUAAUCCAAAAUAGAAACCAAAUUCAGUCCAAUUAAUACAAGUUAUGUUUUAAAGUUUAUCUCUUUAGCAUCUACAUGGGCCUUUGCUUUUACCUUUAGGUAAUGUAAUUGCAAUAUAGCCAUUUAUCUAGAAUAUAUUUUGUCAUUUCACAAUGUGAUCACAAAGUCACACGUGUAAAAGUUGACACUGAAGACUAUUUACUGGGGCUAGUUAUUUGAUUGAGCUAUAAAUAAGUGUUGUACUGUAUUGGAUUAUAGUCUGAUUUUUAAAGCCUUUUGGCACUCUAGCUGUGUUGAGUACAACUAGGCAUUUUUAGAAGACAUUUAUGCAUCAAAUAAAAUAUGGGCUUAUUUAAGAAACAUUUGCAGAUUUUUAUUGAAUAAUAGUGGAUAGUAUCAAAGUUAAAUAAAAGGGUUUAUCUGUUA
Molecule: messenger RNA, 2993 nt
Organism: Carcharodon carcharias (great white shark)
Lineage: Eukaryota; Metazoa; Chordata; Chondrichthyes; Lamniformes; Lamnidae
Product: cAMP-dependent protein kinase type II-beta regulatory subunit-like
Exons: 11
Coding region: 336-1541 (401 amino acids)
Biological process (GO): regulation of protein phosphorylation
Cellular component (GO): cAMP-dependent protein kinase complex
Molecular function (GO): cAMP-dependent protein kinase regulator activity
Source: RefSeq, a predicted model, not a curated record